CUGUUCAACAACAGUAUGGUGGGGUUCCUGGCUGCUUAUCUGUUGGAAAAGAAUAAAUACUACGCCUGUGGCUUUUAACCUUGUUAAACAGGAGAGCCUUUUGAUGGGGGAGGGCAUCAGAAAGGAAGUAUUGAAAAUGGCUCCUAAAAGUACAUUUGAAAGAGAACAUACAGAUUUGGCAAUCUCCUAAAUUAUCAGUUAUUAUUACUAUUUGCUCCUCUUGACUCUCCAACUCUCAUUGCAUUCAUUUAGAUCUGCUGCAUAACAAAGAAAAAAGGAAGAAAAAGCCCAGCCCACAACUCAAACACAGCCAGGUCUUUAAAGAGUGCAAUAUCCUGAAGCGUUAGAUUUCUGCUUUUCCUGACUGGCCUCUUUUGUUUGAGCUGCUAAUGUUCGCCAAACAGCUAUGCAUGGGUCCCUGCAAUUGUGUUUUCAUGUUUUUCACCUAAUUUCUUUGGCAGCAUUUUAGUCAGGUUUUUAUUUCUGUGAUGGAAGAUAGCCAAGGCAUUCUAAAGGUUGACUCAGUGAAUUACCAUCUUUUUGGUGAGCAGGAUGAAGAAAAUAGUGGCAAACAGCCAGGAGACAAAAGUUCAAAGGAAAAUAAAACUCCACGGAGGAUUAUUUAUUUUGCAAGUGGUGAAUCUAUGGAAGAAUACAGUACAGAGGAAGAAGAUACAGAGGAGAACAACCAUGCACCGCUUCUUGACACUGUUGGCCUCUCCUGGGGUAGUUCCCUGCAAUUUUGGAUACUUAGAGUUGCAGCGACAGCUUUUUUUACUUGUGAAUUUCUUGGUGGGAAGUUAGCCACACUCUUUGGACUCACUGAACCCAAAUAUCAGUAUGCAAUAGACGAAUACUACAGGACACAGGAAAAGGAAAGUGAAAGUGACGAAGAUGGUGAAGAGAUGCUGGAGAUGGAAGGGGCUGUUGCACCAAAUGAAAAACUGCACCUAGAGAGGCAGCGCUUAGGGUAUGGGUCCACUGAGUCUAAAGAGACAUCUGCAUUUCCUCAGGAAAUCAGUUUUGCAAAUGUCAAUGAACUUGAAGAAGGUCACCUGCCUGAUCCAAAAUGAACUUCAGCCAUGGGGGAAAUGAAGGCAGCAAUGUGGGUCACUUUUCCAGCCGACUCAGAAUGUCCAUUCACUAAGAAAAGAAUCCAUUGUUAAUGACUGAGAUAAAUAUAUGCUGCAAUCCUACAUCUACUUACCUAGGAGAAAGUCCAAUUGAACUUAAUUGGUUGUAUUUAACUAAGGGCUCAUCUACACAGUAGUUUAGUGUGUGUUUAGUGCUACUCACAUCUCCUUUAAAUUCCGAUGGUUCAUAUGACACUGGCAAACAGAAGCUAUCACGCAGUUCCCCCCGGAAAUCCAUAUUAACCCAAUCCACUAAUAAUAGGAGAAGGGAAGAAAAAAAGUCUCAACUGCAUUGCGCUCCUCCUUGCAGACACUUUGUUCUGAUGCUUUUAUGUGGGUGUCUCGGUUGUUCCCCUCUGCACACUCACUGUCUCCUCCUCCCUUCCCACAUUUUGUUUCCUGAAGGCUGAGAAGCAACUUCUGGCUGCUCUCUAUUCUGCUAGUAAACAGAGCUGCAAUUCUGCAAACAGCCACAGGGGGCAGACUGCUUUACUGCAACAAUCAGUCCCUAACCUUUGCAUGAAGAUAUAGUACUGCUCAAACAAGGCUUUGUAAUUUCAGAUAUUAAAUAAAAAUAAACUUUAUCAACUUAAAAUAAACUGCUUUUGCUUCUAAUUGAUAUUUGUUCUCCCUGGCUUUGUCUUGCAUCCAUUGUCCUUGCUGGUUACAAGUCUUUGGGAAUUAUAUAUGCUUGUAGGGGUUCCUUUCUUGGCAUAUGUGACCUUCUUGUAACCACCUAGAAGGUAUUUCAAAACUCGCUUGUUUAACACAGCAGGGGAUUUUUGAAAAGUGGAGAGCUUUUGCCAAAUUUGCUGCAAUUCCCACGUCUAAGACUCAAUUCUCCUAUGUUCCAGUUUUCUUGUUGCUGCCUGCACAAGUCCAGCAUGCCACAGCAUAAUUGUUUUUUAAAACAAAGGUUGCUGUUAGUAGUGCAGUCCAGCCAGAGGCUCAUUACCCUUCAUUGGCACAAUCCCCACCCCCAAAACUCAUGCCUUCUAGGUUCCAAUUUAACUCUGCUGCCUGCUCGAGCCCAGUAUGACACAGCAUAAUUUACAGGUUGCUUUUAGCGCAGUCCUGCUGGAGACUCGGUGCCCUUCACUGGCACAAUCCCCACCCCCAAGACUUACAUCCUCCACAUUCCCAUUUCCUUUGUCAAGUCUUCUAUAGGGAGUUUCUUUGUAACCUUAAUUGCCAUGUUUUUUCUCCAUCCCCCUCAUUCAAUCAGCACAUCCAGAUUCCCUUUGUCCAAAACAGUUUAUAUGUGGUGUACAGAUUUUACGCUCCAGUGUGAAUUGGUCAUUUUGUACAGAUGUAUAACCAAAUGAAACACAUUUAAAGGGUUUUUGAGGAUCCACUGCAACACCCAAAACCCAUCACUCUAAUUGAUCUACAAUAAAUCAGUUAACUGCUUGUAAAUGGUCUUGUCCACCUAGUUUCUUUGUAAUUGGCAUGCUGGAUAUCAUAUUUAACAUAUCUAAAAACCAGAGCUUGGAAGUAACUAGUUACAAGUAACAAAUUACUUGUAAUUUAUUACUUUUUUGAGUAAUGAGUGGGUAACUUCAUUACAUUUUGCUGGUAAUAGAACGAGUAGUAACUUCAUUACUUUUGAGGAGUAAUUGUAAUGUUUCCAGCAUUACUUUUGUGCAUUACUUGGGGGGGAGCAGGGGAAUUCUUCUGCUCCUCUGAUUUGUGAACCAAAAUCAUGUGCUUCAAAUUGGGCUUCUGUGCAGUGUUGUUCUUCCUUCAUGCUCUAUGGGUGCUUAGGAGGCAGUGAGGGAGGAGGUGGAGAGCGAGAUGGCGUGGAGAAAACAAUUGUUUAAAAAUUGACAGGAUUGGAAGGAGAAAAGAGCUGGAGGCAAUAUAUAUAUAUACAAAAAUAUGUGU
Rhineura floridana is the source of this 3017-nucleotide messenger RNA. RefSeq names its product family with sequence similarity 177 member B (gene FAM177B). The transcript has 5 exons. The record is from RefSeq and is a predicted model, not a curated record. Bases 489 to 1073 code for a protein of 194 amino acids. NCBI's taxonomy places the organism in Eukaryota, Metazoa, Chordata, Lepidosauria, Squamata, Rhineuridae.